Molecule: messenger RNA, 6716 nt
Organism: Porites evermanni
Lineage: Eukaryota; Metazoa; Cnidaria; Anthozoa; Scleractinia; Poritidae
Source: the annotation of a GenBank genome assembly
AUGUCUUUUACAACCUACAUUGGCCUAGCUACAGUGUUCACUUUCUUGAUUCUGACAAACGUGCUGGGGAACACUUUGGUAAUCAUCGUGGUAUUUACAAGAAGGAGCAUGCGCACUCCAAUGAACUUCCUUCUAGUUAAUCUGGCUGUCGCUGACAUGUUAGCUGGGAUUUUCAUUGGCGUUCUGGUCGUCAUCAACCCCACCUAUCAGCAUCCUACUGGAACAACCGGUCAGUACCUUUGCAAAUUCAUUACAGGUGGGACUGUCGCGUAUACUGCAGCGGUGGCGUCCGUCUACAACCUGGUAGCAGUAUCCGUUGAGCGGUAUUUUGCUGUGUUGUACCCGCUGCGUGAGGCAAGGUUGACGCCCCGUAACCUUAGAUUGAUAAUCCUUGGUAUCUGGUGCCUGUCGCUCCUGUGGGUGAUGCCUCUUUUUGUACAUGUGACCUAUCGAGCGGACAUUCAGACCUGCGGCGAACAGUGGUCCAAUCCUCUGUUACCAAAGAUAUACAGCUUUGGUUGGAAUAUCGUGGCAGCACUUGUUCCGAUGUCUAUCAUGGCCUUCCUGUAUUCUAAGGUUUGUAAUAAUACCUUUGUUACAGUUAACCUGUAGCUUUCCACUUAAAGGUUUGACUUUACACAGUUAUAGAUAACAGGUGUCGUGAAAAUGUGCCUCAGGAGUCUCCAAUUAAUUAUACUUGUUUGGCUUACUGCGAUACUGCACGUACACAGUAGCGGGUCUAGAUCGCACAAAACUAGGUUUUUAAUUUUUUAAUUUUUAUUUUUUUUUAUUGUUGUCAUAGUGGUAUCGAUUUAACUUAAAACUACAAUUUGACAAACUUCAAUCCAAAAUCAGUCAGUGGUAAAAAUUUCAGAGCGAUCGGACAAGCAUAAAAUCACUUUUAAAGGGAUUCAAAAAUGUCGGUAUUGCCUCCGAAAAACUCUAUCGUUACAAAGAGGCAAUAAUUUGGAUCUGGAUCCGGUAUGCAAGACUGUUGUUACUUCUGAUUGUUAGUUAAUAUUGCUUGAAACUACUUCUAUUACAGGUGGUGUACCGUCUUUGGUUUAAUCAGGAACCAAACGCAGACGAAACUCAGAAAGCCUUGCGGCGUUCCAGAAUACGAGUCACCAAAAUGGUCCUCGCUGUUACCGUCAUCUACGUCAUGUGCUGGGUUCCCACAGUAGUGGUGUAUUUCCUGGCUCAUCUCACGCCAGGCAAGCUGGCUGUCCAUUCGCCUAUUCAUUUGAUCACCAUCGCUCUAGCUGCCUUGAAUUCCACGGUCAACCCGAUCAUUUACAGCUUUCAGAGUCAGCGAUUCCGUCAAAAUUUGCUUCAGUUAUUGUGCUGCAGAAAGGGAGGGAGAAAUCAGGUCAUACCGGUACAAAGUCAGGGACAACAGUCCUCCACUCGAACGAAGACAACAACUACAGGAUUUUAAAGGAUGCUUUUAAUAUACUUGUGCAAGGCGCUUAUCACUGAUACAUUAACACUUUUCGUCUGGAAAAAAGUACUGCGAACAAAACAAAAAAUUCUGAAUUGCCAUUUACGGAAAGUGAACUCCUCCUGCCUUGAAUUAAGCGCCUCAAGACUAGACCCAAAGGAUCAAUAAUGCUUUUUGUCUCACUAAGCUAUUAAUAUUAUAGUUGGUAGUCAUUGUUAUUGGCUCUCUCGUAUAGAACUUGCCAAAAAUUUCAAAGCAAAUUAAACACGAACAUUUUUCUUCCAUCUUUCUGUCUGAUAUGAUAGCUGAAUGAUUAUGCACGUAUCUAAAGCGUUUCCAUCUUGUCAACGCUAAAUGAAAAUCAUAUUGUGAAAAUUUAGGUUAAGUAAUAAGACUCGGCGUUCGAGGGUUUCCAGUUUCUACAGAAUAUUGCCAUUUUAUUUCUCAGCCUGAGCAAAAAAGGUUAAGCCAAAAAACUGUUAUAAAACCGGCGGAUCCGUAAAUUAAGACUACUCAGGUUUCAAACCGAAACAUAAAUGCAGUAGUCUCUGAACUAUUUUCACAGUCAUUCCCCGUAUUCAGUUAAAGUGGUCUAAAUAUCUAUCUGUCUUACCUUAUUUCAGCAGUUAUUGUUAUGAUAUUGAUUUCUUUAUGAGGUUAAUAAAUUCUUUUUCAAUUUACGCAUUCAAUAUCAAGACGUCGGCAGUACUGAGUAUAAAUUUAAUUGUUCCAGGAUAUCAUGCCCACUUUAAUUAAAGGUCUUAUCGUUUAACAGUGUCAAAAAGGCAAUCUACGACUCUAUACUUUCAUAUUCCCAGAAUGAAUGACACAAAGACAGUAAUUUCUUUUUAGAAAAAGAGAAAAAAGCAGUUCCCAUUAUUUCUAAUACUCGUCCAGCAUAAACUGCAACGCAGUGGUUAUUUUUUUUUCUCAAAAUCGGUUUACAAGGCGCGAUGUUUUUAACCAACGCCAAAAUACGGGUUGUAUUCCAGUGUACGUCCAGCAGUUACUAUAAUCUCGCGGGAAAGGAGACACUCCCGUCAGAAUUUAGUCAUCUUUAAUACUUGCCGUUUCCCUGAGCCAGAUUCUAAUAAGGUCAGGGGCGGAGUUGGCGAGCGGUCGAAUCGAUUCUUGGUUAGAUCCAGUGAAAAUGCGCUUGCUACCUUCUGCUGACAAGAGUCAAAAGAAAAUAGAAUCUACUGGUGGCAUAAUAUGUCAUUACUGUUUACAUUUAGCUAUUUUAAUUACCUCAGUUUUGAGCAAACCUCGGAAGGACACAGGGUAUCGUAUUUUCAUGUUGACAUUAAGUGUUCCAAUGACAAACGAAGCUAGAAAAUAAGAAACAUCUGCUUCACCGUGAGAAGAAAAUAGAAAAUUGGACAGCCAGAGCGGUUAGUUUUAUUUUUUCGUCAGAGAAUUGCCUUAGUGGCAACGGAAGAAAAUACUCGACCUUUUUAGAUGAUUUUGACGCUUCGAAAGUACAGGCAAAUGGCCAGCCAGAGACUGCGGUCUUAAGAAAUCCAGGAUUAACAACUUCAUCAGGUAAUUGAGGUACUUUUGUAUUUUUCACCUUACUCACCUUAAGACAAAAAAGGGAUCCGGAUUUCUAUCUACUGCGACUGGCUUACCUCGAUGCACUUGUCGCGAACCUAAACUUUUCUUGAACAAAAAAUACAUUUUUUUGUCACUUGCGUCCGCGACCUAGCUAGUCUGAUAUCAGAGCCCAUAACACGAUGCUUAAAUUCUGUUCUUGUGCCAAAUUGAAAAGUAAACUUUGCACGCCAAUUGACGUUUCUACAGUAUCGAAGUUCUGCAAAGCAGAAUAUGUCUUGUAGAAAACUAUAAAUAGCAUGAUUGGAGGGCGAUUUUCAGCAAAAUAUUCAGGCGCGAUAGUAACCUUGACAUCUUGAAAAACUUAACAGUUGUUUCCAAUUUGUUGGCCCCACGGUAACGGAUUCUAGUUAAUUGAAUAUCGACCUGUGGAAUUAAUGCGUAAAGAGACGCUUUUUGUGCGAAGUGUGUAUUUCUCCAGUGACUGACUUGUUUAGUCAGUAAAAAGAAAAGCCGACAAUUUGACAAUAAUACCCCACCUUUCACUAAAUCUAUUCGGUUUACAUUUCAUUUAUUCUGACUAGAUAUAUUUUUACUUUUGCCAACAAAAGUUUGAUUAUUUUGUAAGCCAAACGGAGAAAGACGAAAAAGUAAAACUUAAAUCAUUAGGUGCCAGUCAAUAACUUUGUUGGGCGGAAAAGAUCCAGACGGCACUCUAAAUUAAAAAAAGUUUCAUGGAGCUCACUUAAAUCCCGUGAUCCCGUGGGUUUUUAUCGGCUAAUUCCGAUCACGAGUUGAAUUUUUUAAAAUGACAGAUUUCUCCAUCUCCGGAGAACUUGACAAGCAUAUUUGGAAUAUGAUGAAAGGAAAUGUGGAUCAGUCGCAAUGGCCGUGUAGAAAGGUCCAGGGAAAUACGAAUAGCUUGGGCAUGUUAAGUCAAAAUUAAACAGUAUUUUUUUUACAUUUAAGAAGAGGCAGGGUACUUUCCCUACCGGAUCUCGGUUCUCAAGGACAACAAUUCUCAAAGGAUCGCAAAACCCCUAAAUUUCGUCUCAAAUCCCGUAUGUUACCUCUAUUUUUCUCUGCGAUCCCGACUCCCGAAAAACCUAACUGUUACCUGCCAUGAAAAUCGAACACCUUGCAAAAGCCUGAAUAAACAUUGGAUUUUACCUCUUCAUGCUGUUAAUUUCACUGUGUAAACAUUUCAUCAAUUUCUUACUUAUCACUACAGAAAAAAUGGUGGUAUACUCUAUAAAAAAGAAAACAUUAAAGCCACCCGACACGUCAUUCUAGCAAGUUGACUAAAGGCGAAAUCAUGAAAAGGUUUAGCAUCCGUCUCACCCGAUUUCAUUAUGGUAUGUUUUCUUAAGCAAGCCGAUCAGAUCGCUUGUAGAUAACAGGUGCCGUAGCAUAUUUCUUUGCGGUCCUCGUUUCUACUAAGAAAUUGUACAAUUUCAUUUAACCCUCUUCCUUGAUAAUUUCCUAUUUUCACUUUUUACAGGCAACAAGGACAAUGUUGGACUCUGCAGAAUACAUUGGCCUUGCUACAACAUUCUCGGCGAUGAUUAUGACAAAUCUUGUGGGAAACGCUUUGGUAAUCAUUGUGGUGUUUACAAAAAGGAACAUGCGCACUCCAAUGAACUUCCUUCUGGUAAACCUGGCUGUCGCCGACAUGUUAGUCGGGGUCUUCAUUGGUGUCCGCUUCGUAAUCAAUCCUACCUACCAACACCCGAACGGCAUUUCUGGUCAAUACGUCUGCAAGUUCAUCACGGGCGGGACACCUGCGUUUACAGCAGCGGUAGCUUCCAUCUAUAGUUUAGUAGCUAUAUCUGUGGAGCGAUACUUUGCAGUUUUGUAUCCGUUUCGUGAGGAGAGGUUAACGCCUCGAAAUCUGAAGUUGAUAAUUCUGGGUGUAUGGCUGUUGUCCUUGUUGUGGGUGACUCCUUUAUAUGUGAUAGUGACCUACAGGGAGGAUAUUCGGACUUGUGGCGAACAGUGGCCCAAUCUGCUUCUACCGAGGAUUUACAGCUUUGGUUGGAAUAUUAUCGCCGGCGUUGUACCAAUUUGUAUCAUGGCCCUUCUCUAUUCCAAGGUUUGUAAAAAAAAGUAAGGUAGACAAACACAAGUAGGGACGAAACUACAUUGUAAAUAGUUUAUGCUCGAGUGGUCAAGCGGUCAAGCCCGGGUGAGUUUAGUCUUGAAUAGGACAGUUGGUCAAGGAUCUCAUCAGAAUCAAAUUUGACCCUGACUUGGAUUCUGGUGAGACACAAGUUAUUAACCGACGCCAUUCGCUGUCACUUACAGUCGUUUUCAGGACUGCACUCGAAUGCUUCAAUAGAGAUCUUUCACGCACAAAUGUUUUGCAUGUCAAAACGCCUGGAAAUCCCUCAACAUGAUUCCUGGGUUAGCUGGUGGUAUGUGGGUAUAUCUCUACAUGUCUCCAGCAACAUAAAGCAGGGAAAAACUAUUAUUCUUCACGAAUUUCUGGGUGUAAAAUUUUAAAACUAAAUAUGUUGUCACUUAAUUUGUUACGGGUCCAUCACAGUGCUGACUACAUCGGUCAGUUGGCCAUGAAGAAUUUCAAAACAUCUAACACUUUUUUGCAAGAUAAUUAGUUCAUUUGUUGAUAAAUGUUUAUUGCUUUUAGGUCGUGUUUCGCCUUUGGUUCAAUCAGGAGCCGAAUGCAGAUGAGACCCAAAAAGCAUUGCUCCGUUCACGAAAACGUGUCACGAAAAUGGUUCUAGCCGUCAGCAUCGUUUACGUUAUUUGUUGGGUUCCUACGGUAGUGGUAUACUUUCUGGCUUAUGCGAUUCCAGNACUACAUUGUAAAUAGUUUAUGCUCGAGUGGUCAAGCGGUCAAGCCCGGGUGAGUUUAGUCUUGAAUAGGACAGUUGGUCAAGGAUCUCAUCAGAAUCAAAUUUGACCCUGACUUGGAUUCUGGUGAGACACAAGUUAUUAACCGACGCCAUUCGCUGUCACUUACAGUCGUUUUCAGGACUGCACUCGAAUGCUUCAAUAGAGAUCUUUCACGCACAAAUGUUUUGCAUGUCAAAACGCCUGGAAAUCCCUCAACAUGAUUCCUGGGUUAGCUGGUGGUAUGUGGGUAUAUCUCUACAUGUCUCCAGCAACAUAAAGCAGGGAAAAACUAUUAUUCUUCACGAAUUUCUGGGUGUAAAAUUUUAAAACUAAAUAUGUUGUCACUUAAUUUGUUACGGGUCCAUCACAGUGCUGACUACAUCGGUCAGUUGGCCAUGAAGAAUUUCAAAACAUCUAACACUUUUUUGCAAGAUAAUUAGUUCAUUUGUUGAUAAAUGUUUAUUGCUUUUAGGUCGUGUUUCGCCUUUGGUUCAAUCAGGAGCCGAAUGCAGAUGAGACCCAAAAAGCAUUGCUCCGUUCACGAAAACGUGUCACGAAAAUGGUUCUAGCCGUCAGCAUCGUUUACGUCAUUUGUUGGGUUCCUACGGUAGUGGUAUACUUUCUGGCUUAUGCGAUUCCAGGAAAAGAAAAGGUUCAUUCGCUGAAUCAUAAAAUCACUAUUGCCCUCGCCACAUUUAAUUCUACAAUCAAUCCAAUUAUCUACAGCUUUCAAAGCCAACGAUUUCGUAACGGCUUGAUACAAACUUUGUGUUGCAGAAAGAGGAACACCAACCGAGUCGUGCCGAUAAGGAGUCAGCAGCAGCAGACCUCUUUGCAAAUGACUUUGCACAACACGACAGGAUUUUAA